Messenger RNA from Danio rerio (zebrafish), 713 nucleotides. Lineage: Eukaryota; Metazoa; Chordata; Actinopteri; Cypriniformes; Danionidae. The record is from RefSeq and is a predicted model, not a curated record.
AACAUUAACUAUUUAUAUUUGAAAUUUAUACAGGCUGAGGCAUCAUGGGAGCGUACAAGUAUAUGCAGGAGUUAUGGAGGAAGAAGCAGUCUGAUGUGAUGAGGUUUUUGCUCCGUGUGCGGUGCUGGCAAUACCGUCAACUGUCUUCCCUUCAUCGGGCUCCAAGACCCACCAGACCAGAUAAAGCCCGUAGACUGGGAUACAAGGCCAAACAAGGCUAUGUUAUCUACCGUAUACGUGUGCGCCGUGGUGGCCGCAAGCGCCCUGUGCCUAAAGGUGCCACCUAUGGUAAACCUGUGCAUCAUGGCGUCAACCAGAUCAAGUUUGCACGCAGCCUUCAGUCAGUAGCUGAGGAGCGUGCUGGCCGUCACUGCGGAGGUCUCCGGGUCCUGAACUCCUACUGGGUGGGUGAAGACUCCACAUACAAGUUCUUUGAAGUCAUCCUUAUUGACACCUUCCACAAAGCCAUUAGACGCAACCCCGACACUCAAUGGAUUACCAAGGCUGUGCACAAGCACAGGGAAAUGCGCGGCCUCACGUCAGCGGGCAAGAAGAGCCGUGGUCUGGGCAAGGGCCACAAGUUUCACCUUACCAUCGGCGGCUCUCGACGUGCUGCAUGGAAGAGACGCAACACUCUGCAGCUGCACCGUUACCGCUAGACAAAGUGUGCUUAAACUGUACAUUUAUCCAAAUAAAGAUCCUUUGUAUGGUCA